AUGCCACCCAAGAAAAAUGCCUCCCAACAAAAGCCUCGCCGCAUGAGGUACAUUAUAGAGGAGGUGCCUGAUUCAGAUUUGUUUAUUCCUAUGCCACAAUUGAGUCAAGUGGCAAAUCAUCCUACUUCACAUCAUACUCCACCUCCUAUGCAUCCUAAUCCACCUCUUAUGAAUCCUACUCCACCUCUUCAGCAUCCUACUCCACCUAUGUCUAGAUCUUUCACUGGAUUACUAUACACACCUCCUGGAUGCACACCAUUCCUGCCCAUAUCCCCGACAACUUUUAUUAGUCCUACUGGAUACACACCAUAUUUUAAUACUAGAUCGAGUACAUAUUUUCCUAUGCCUUCCAUGCAGUCGAGUGAACCCAUUCAUAUGGAGCUAGGUGGAUCUAACAUGCCUCGACCCAUGCCUUCUGAGGAUGAUCAUGGAGAUACCAGUGCUUCUGGAUAUUCUAGUGCUCCUGGAGAUACCAGUAGUGCUCCUGGAGAAACCAGUGCUCAAGAAGAUACAAGUGCCACUGAGGAGCAAACAAGGAGGGAGAACAUCUUGAGGAGAAAGGAGCCACAAAAACUUGGAUAUUAUCAUGGCAGACUUAUCAUUUGGCCUGACUCUGGAUCGAUCUUUCCCCAUCAGGAAAUAUCGAUCAUAACAGGAAUUAUUAAAGAGAAGUAUACAAAAUUUUGGCCGAGUUAUGGAGUUGUACUUGAAGAUGACAGAAAAGAUUGGUUUAAUGCAUUUAAGGAGGAGUUUAAUAAACAACUUUCCUUACAGUUGUCACAACAUCCUAAACUUGAACCACCACCAGGAUAUCCUGUUGAUCCUGCAUUGGGUUUUAGGAUAUGGUAUGAUGUUUCAGGUGGGAAGAAGAAAAAUGGGAGAGUGUAUAGUGCUGAAGGGUAUGCUAAAAUUAUCAAGCGGCGUGAUAGGAGUUUUAGAAUGAGACUUGCUGAUGGAGAAUGA
This is a messenger RNA of Vicia faba (fava bean), 963 nucleotides long. Lineage: Eukaryota; Viridiplantae; Streptophyta; Magnoliopsida; Fabales; Fabaceae. The record is from the annotation of a GenBank genome assembly.